AGCUGUAUGCAUAUACAAACAUAUAUACAGAUACAAUACUUAGCCAUUCCAUAAACUUAUAUUUCAGUAGAGAAAGAAGUCUUUUAGCUUCAUUCUCAUUUCCUUCCAUGGAGAACAUCUCAGUGAUAUUUCCCAUAACCUUUCUCGUUACCUUCCUUCAGUUUGCUUUCUUUAUUGCGUCUGAGCGGCCCCCAUAUGUCCCAACAGAUAAUAUAACCCUGAAUUGUGGAGCUCUUUCCGAUUCACAUGGCUCGGAUGGACGCUUUUGGGCAGGAGACAAGAGCUCAAAAUUUGGUCCUGUUGAAUCAUCCCGUACCAUUCCAUCAGCACCCUAUGAAGCUGAUAAUCAAGGUGGCUCCGUAGAGACAGUCCCUUAUAUGACUGCCCGUGUAUCUAGCUCCGAAUUCAAGUACAGUUUCCCCGUUAGUCCGGGCCAGAAAUUCGUUCGGCUCCACUUUUAUCCGGCUUCAUAUAAAAAAUUUGACCGAUCCAAGGCCUUUUUCUCUGUCAAAGCAGGUUCUUUCACUUUAUUGAAAAAUUUCAGUGCUUUCCUUGUUGCUGAAUCAUCAAAUGUUAAAUCAUUUUUUAGAGAAUUCUGCUUGAAUGUAGAAGAGAAUCAAGUGUUGGAGCUGAUUUUCACUCCAACUCCUAGUUCUUCAAAUGACACGUACGCUUUCAUCAAUGGAAUCGAGAUCGUGUCAAUGCCUUCCAACCUUUACUACACACCAUCAGAUUCGUUAGAUGGUGCUCGUUUCAUCGGGCAAAAAAAUGGGUUCUAUGUUGAUAAUUACACUGCACUUGAGACGGUUUAUAGAUUGAAUGUUGGUGGCAAAUCCAUCUCACAAACGGAAGAUACUGGCAUGUUCAGGCUCUGGUCUGAUGACUAUGAUUAUAUUUUGAGUGAGAGCUAUUUCACUGUCAACACCACAGUACCACUCAAAUACACAAUGAUUCCAAAAUACACUGCACCGGAGGAGGUUUAUCAGACAGCUCGGACGAUGGGUCCUAAUGGUGAUUACAACAGAAAACACAACAUAACAUGGGGAUUGCCCGUGGAUUCAGGAUUCAGGUAUAUGGUAAGGCUUCAUUUUUGCGAAUUUCAGGAUGUGAUAAGUUCAGCGGGAAUAAGACAGUUCGAGAUCUUUAUAAACAAUCAGACGGCUGAAGCAUUUUUCGACGUAAUUAUUUGGACUCAGCAAAGCAAUGUUCCAAUUUAUAAGGAUUAUGUUCUGUUGAUGUCAAAGAAGGAGGAGAAUAAGCAGGAUAUCACUAUAGCAUUGCACCCUAGAGUUGCUAAAAAAUACGAUGUUAUCUUAAAUGGAAUUGAAGUGUUCAAAGUGAACGGUUCUGAUGGUAAUGUGGCCGGACCCAACCCUGAACUAUUGCUGGCUCCACCACCUCCCGAAUCGUUCAAUUAUACAAGUGGAAAAUCCAAGACGAAGCGAAGAGUGCUAAUUGUUGGUGGCGGGUGUGCGGUGGGCUUGCUUACCCUGCUUUCUCUAUUGAUUUGCAUGGUUGUUUGGCGACAUAGAAAGAGGAAGUACUAUGGUUCCUACUCUGGAGCAAAUUGGUUUUGCUGGUGCAUUAAUCCCAACAAAGGGAAGUCCACAAAGUCCUCAUUGUUGCCAGAAGAACUGUGCCGCCAUUUCUCACUGGAUGAGAUCAAAGCCGCUACCAACAACUUCCAUGAUGAUUUAGUUAUUGGGAAAGGUGGCUUUGGCAAAGUGUACAAAGGGUUCUUAGAUGAAGGGGAAACAAUAGUUGCAAUCAAGCGCCUGAAUCCAGAGUCCAGACAAGGUGUUUCCGAGUUCUUGACAGAGAUUGAGAUGCUCUCUCAGCUUCGCCAUGUUCAUUUGGUGUCCUUGAUCGGAUAUUGCAAUGAAAAUCGUGAGAUGAUACUCGUGUAUGAUUUUAUGAGUAACGGAACUCUUUCUGAUCAUCUUUAUGGUACUAGCUAUGAUUGUCUGACUUGGAAGCAAAGGCUGGAGAUAUGCAAGGGAGCAGCUAUUGGGUUGAACUAUCUUCAUACAGAAGUGAAGUAUACUGUCAUUCAUCGAGACGUGAAGACAAGCAACAUUCUACUAGAUGAGAAAUUCACAGCCAAAGUUUCGGAUUUUGGGUUGUCCAAAACGGACCCAAAAGUUGACAUGCUUAAUACUGGAAUAAAGGGCACAUUGGGAUACUUGGAUCCAGAGUAUGCUCGAGGUCAUUCAUUAACCGAAAAAUCAGAUGUAUAUUCAUUUGGUGUGGUGUUAUUUGAAGUUUUAUGUGCAAGAAAAGCUUUGGAUAAGAAAUUGCCAGAGGGUCAAGUGAACCUAGCUCAUUGGGCUAGAAAUUGUAUCGCGGACGGGACUCUUUAUCAGGUAAUCGAUCCAUAUCUCAUUGGAAAGAUGGCUCCAGAGUGUUUUAAGGUGUUUGUUGAAAUUGCUGAAAAUUGCACAGCAGAAUCGGGAGCCAAAAGGCCAUCAAUGAAUGAGGUGAUGGAAAAGUUGCGAUUCGCAAUGGACCUGCAAGAGGCUGCUGAUCUUGAGAAAGAGAAGAUCAAUCCAGGAGGUGAACAUAGGUACCCCGAUAUAGUGUUCCCAGUUGCUCGUGACAUCGAUAUCGAGGAUGAAUCAGAACUGGAGUCGGAGUUGGAUAUGGAUUCAAGUAUCUACAAUGGAUUUGGUAUUUUAGAUUCCAAUAUUACUGGAAUGACUUAUACUACUAUUGAUACCAGUACAUCAUCUGAUUUGUUCUCGAGCACCAACAACUCCAAAAGCAUAGUAAAUUAGACAAAAGAGCGGAGAGAGCCGAAAGGCUUAAUCCUUUUCUUUUCUUUUUGCAAUAUAAGGUGGAUGUAAAUUAUAAGGUGUGUUAAGUUUUAUGCUUUGUAUGCAGUUUGAUUGCUCUUGUUCUUCCUGAUCUCUAUUCAUGUCAGUGUUUGGCUGAUUGCAGUCUAUCUGAUUGAUCCUUUUAGGCUACAGGGACUAAUACAAGACUAUUGAUAAAAGCAUUAGAUCUGAGUUUUA
This is a messenger RNA of Theobroma cacao (cacao), 3011 nucleotides long. The record is from RefSeq and is a predicted model, not a curated record. NCBI's taxonomy places the organism in Eukaryota, Viridiplantae, Streptophyta, Magnoliopsida, Malvales, Malvaceae.